Papilio polytes (common Mormon) is the source of this 2348-nucleotide messenger RNA. Its product is annotated as lysosome-associated membrane glycoprotein 1-like. The transcript is spliced from 6 exons. Gene Ontology annotation, cellular component: membrane. Lineage: Eukaryota; Metazoa; Arthropoda; Insecta; Lepidoptera; Papilionidae. The coding region runs from base 142 to 1161 and encodes 339 amino acids. The record is from RefSeq and is a predicted model, not a curated record.
GAAAUUGACAUUUCUCAUUCAGCCGAAAGCAUCGGAUUAAAAUAAAAUCCGCAAUUGCUGUUCACUUGUGAAAUUGUUCUUUAAUAUACCUCGUUUCUAACGUUUUAUCCUUGAAAAGUUGCUUAAGUUUUUUUGUGAAAAAUGGGUUAUCUGAAAGUGUAUAUUUUCUUAGCGGUAACUUGCAGUUCUAUAAUAAUAGGUCAAGGAGGCGUAACGACAAAGAAACCUGAACUAAUCAAUCUACCGGCGAUCUCACCAUCUAUAGAGAGUGUAUCAGAUGCUGCACCUCCGGUAGAUGUGAUAGGGCCAUCAAAAGAGCCCCAGCAAUCUAGUCCUCAACCUGAAACUACGGCGGCUUCGACUACGAGCACUACUAGCUCUACUACCACAACUUCAACUCCUGCACCCACAACUACAACAGAACCAGCUCCAAACACCACUACAGUGCCUACUACCACUGUGACUCCUGCUCCUGAGCCAAAGCCGACACCUGCCCCUGGCCCGCUGCCCCGGCCCACACAGGGCACCUGGUUCUACACAGACAAGAAAACUAAUGUCACAUGCAUCCUUGUCCAGUUUGCUGCUCAGCUCAAUAUUACAUAUCCCAAGAAUAACACGUCAUCGUUGGGCUACGCUCUCCUCAACGUACCAUCCAAUGCGUCCGUCGUGGACGGCAGUUGCAAUACGACCUCGCAGAGCUUAAGCCUAGCUUGGGAUGAUGGAAACCACACCCUCACGAUGCACUUCCUCGCCAACGACACCACCAAGACGUACCUCCUCAACAGUUUAAACAUCACCAUCUCUUCUGAGAUACUCGUCAACUCCUCACUGUCUGGGCAUGUGGAUGUAUGGCACGGUGCGGAGUGGGCCAUGCCGAUGAACACGUCGUACCGUUGCGCGGCCGACACUCAGCUCAAUCUGACGGCUGAGGUGACCAGCGUGGCAGCAACACUGACGCUGUCGCAGCUGCAAGAAGAGGCAUUCCGAACCCAGCACAACAAUAAUAGCUUUAGCUCAGCGCGCGAGUGCGGCUCGCCGGACUUGCCGGACGCGGUGCCGAUAGCGGUGGGGUGCGCGCUGGGAGGGCUCGUCGUCGUCGUCCUCAUCGCCUACCUCGAGGGCCGCCGCCGCUCCGCCGCGCGCGGAUACCUCUCCAUGUAAAAGGUGAAAACCGUGCCGUAGUCAAUGUAAUAUAGAUAACUAAUGAAUAUAAUAUCGUUGCAUUCACACGAGUGUUGCCCUCAUCAAUACAUUUGCUCAAAAUUAAACUGAACAUCGGUAAACGUGGACAAUUCAGCUUAUACUGAACUUAGCAAUUUAAAGCUCUAAGAAUUAAAAAAAAACCGCUUUAAAAACACUUGAUUUUUUCUGAUGAAGUAACCAAAAUUAGGGUUAUAAUUUCUAGAGCUUAAUUAUGUUUUAUAGAAAUUAUUCUGCUUUAUGUCCAUGUUUAGUAAAUUACAUCUUUGACUUUUCAUCGCAGUUCUAUGAUUUUAAAAAUGUUUUUUUUAUUUUUUUUUAUCUGUGGUAAUCUAAAUUAUUGAAAACGCCGGCGAGUUGCAACUAAGAAGUCAAUACAAUUUUAUUUUAUGUUUUUUAAUGGCAACAUUUUGUUUGUUGCCAGAUUAAAAGUAUGUCUAAAUAUAAGCGAGUUAUAUUUUUAUUUUAAUAAAUGGAAUUAAUUAAAUGUUUUAUUUUACAUAAAUAUUAUAAUUUCGAGAAAAUUGAAAAUUUACUUUUAUUUGAGUUGGCUGAAAAAAUUCACAGUAGAGUUUUUUUUAUUUUCUUGCAUAAUAGUUUUGGAGAUAUUUUUGUAUGCGAAAAACCUGAAAUUAAAAAAGGUGCAUCGAAAAGUGUUUAAAGCUGGGAGUUUUCAUUAUCGAAAUACUUGUAAAAAACAUACACCUCUCUUAUUCUCUUUAGGAGUAAAAGAGACAACGAUAUGUAUAAAAACAAUUAUCUAGAUAAUGUUCAUUAAAAAUGUAGAAAUGUGAUUUUUAGUAGUUUUAAUGAGUUGGGUAAAUUAAUUUUUUUUAUUAUUUUUUAUUCAAAUAUUGUCAUUGAAAGUUCUUAGAGGUCAUUCAUUUCAUUUCACGCAUCUGUCCAUUUUAAUUAAGUAUAACAAUAGAAGUAACGGCAGUGUCUUGUAACAUGUUUCACCGUGAGGUUCCAUUGGAAAAACGUACAAAAAACAAUAAAAAAUUGCAAAAAAUCCCUUAAUGGCCUUAAUUCACGGUUUAUUUAUUCUGUAAGUCUCUCGAUUUAUUUCAACUUUCAAAGUUCUGUCGUUUUGUUCCAAUAUAUGGAUUGGAAUUAUGUCUUGUCGGAAAACCAUCAAGAUAUGUUAG